Messenger RNA from Actinia tenebrosa (Australian red waratah sea anemone), 1787 nucleotides. RefSeq lists its product as uncharacterized. The record is from RefSeq and is a predicted model, not a curated record. Gene Ontology annotation, cellular component: nucleus. Lineage: Eukaryota; Metazoa; Cnidaria; Anthozoa; Actiniaria; Actiniidae. Gene Ontology annotation, molecular function: RNA lariat debranching enzyme activity. Gene Ontology annotation, biological process: mRNA splicing, via spliceosome.
AUUUUCCAACAUGGCGGACAAGAACCACUUGUAGUUGAAAAGUUAACAAAUACUUUUGAAGCCAUAAAUCAUUGAAUCUUGCUAGAAAGACUGCUUUGAACAUGAAGAUAGCUGUAGAAGGAUGUGCGCAUGGCGAGCUCGAUAAGAUAUAUGAGUCCAUUUUGUUUCUUCAAGAGAAGGAAGGGAUCAAAGUCGAUCUACUGUUGUGCUGUGGUGACUUUCAAGCCGUCAGGAAUGGAAACGACUUAGAGUGCAUGGCAGUACCGCCUAAAUAUCGAAAGAUAGAAUCAUUCUAUAAAUAUUAUUCAGGAGAAAAAGUUGCUCCAGUUUUGACGAUAUUCAUUGGUGGAAACCACGAGGCCAGUAAUCACCUUUGGGAACUACCCCAUGGGGGGUGGGUAGCGCCUAAUAUUUACUAUCUAGGGUACAGUGGGGUGGUCAACUUUGGUGGACUUCGCAUAGCUGGAUUAUCAGGAAUCUAUAAAUCUCAUGAUUACCGCAAAGGGCAUUACGAAUGCCCUCCCUAUGAUGGCAACACAAUGCGAAGUGCUUAUCACAUCCGAAGUUUUGACGUCUUCAAGCUCAAACUCUUGUCUCAACCAAUGGACAUUGUCAUGUCACAUGACUGGCCUCAAGGGGUAUAUCACCAUGGUGAUGUCAGUAAGCUAUACAAGUAUAAAGGUUUUCUACAACCAGAGAUUGAAUCUAAUACCCUAGGAAGUCCCCCUGCUAUGGAAAUACUUCAAACAUUACAACCAUCGUACUGGUUUUCUGCACACUUACAUGUGAAAUUCCCAGCCCUCAUCCCUCAUGAGUCUGAAACAAAUGGACAGGCCAAGUUUACUAAGUUUCUUGCAUUAGACAAGUGCCUUCCUCAUCGAGACUUUCUGCAGGUGAUCGAUACAGGCCCUGACAAGGCACCAUUAAAGUUAUGUUAUGAUGCAGAAUGGCUGGCAAUCCUAAAGUUAACAAAUCCUCUUAUAAACACUACCUCCAGUUUCACAGUUCUACCUACUACUACUGAGGAAAUUGAACACUAUAAACCAAACCAAGAAAUGGCUGCCAAAAUUGAAAGUGAAUUCAAAGGGAAUCUUAUAAUUCCUGAAAAUUUUGUCCAAACAGUUGAAGCAUUUAAUCCAUCUCAACCCAAGAAAAGAUGCAAAAUAAUGAACUCAGCUAACCCUCAGACACAAUGCUUAUGCAAUACUCUUGGUAUUAGUAAUUCAUUUUUUCCUCAAGAGUCUCAGUCAAGUCAAGCUGAUGCUUCUGCCAAUCCAGAUGAAAUAGAUUUAGGGGAUGAUGAUGAUGAUGAGGACAAUGAUGAGACAACUGGUGAUGAAGUGAUGGAGAAAGAAAUUGUUUGUAGUAGCACUUUGACUACUAACCAAUCAAACCCUGAUGAAAUAGCUCUUGAUGAAAGUAUUUUAGAUGAGCAAAAUGUUCAAGACAAAAGUCCUUUGAGUACUCCAGGGGACAACACCUUUGGCAACACUGAAAACACUGUGCUUGGCAGUAAUACCAACACUGAUGUCAAUUCAGAACCAAAACCAAAAGUAUUUAAGCUCUGCAGAAGAAAUCAAGCCAUAUACACACAAGAUGAUGAAGAUGAUUAGGAAAUAUACAUAGUGAGAGGUUGGGGUUGAUUGUCGAUACUUAUCACCUCUAAAUUUUAAGUGAAAAAGCAAAAAGACAAGAAAAAAAUAAUUCAUGUUAUCAAGUGUUAGAUUUUCCUUGCUUUUAGUCAAUCCUUGAGUUUUUUUAUUGAAAAAUAAAGUAAGUAAUGAUGA